CGAGCCGCUGACGCACUAGCCGCAUCUUCCCCCUACCUGCCGAUCCAAUUGCAAACCCGCGCUUGCCGCCGUCGAGCCGCCCGCCAGCCUUCACCCUUGUCACCGGUGAAACCCCCGGCGGUGGUCUUACAAGAAGUAUAGUGUGCGGUUUCAGUUGGGGAGGCGGAGAUGGGGAAGAAGCAGCACAGCAAGGACCGUAUGUUCAUCACGCGGACGGAGUGGGCGACCGAAUGGGGCGGCGCCAAGCAGAAGGAGGUCGCCGCGCCGUUCAAGCGCCUCCCCUUCUACUGCUGCGCACUCACGUUUCUUCCAUUUGAGGAUCCAGUGUGCACUGUUGAUGGAAGCGUCUUCGAUUUAAUGAGCAUAAUCCCAUACCUUAAAAAGUUUGGUAAACAUCCAGUAACCGGAGCACCGCUCAAGCAGGAAGAUUUGAUUCCUCUCACGUUCCACAAGAACUCAGAUGGAGAGUUCCAGUGUCCCGUUCUGAACAAAGUUUUUACAGAAUUCACUCACAUUGUUGCUGUAAAAACUACUGGAAAUGUCUUCUGUUAUGAGGCAGUCCAAGAACUUAACAUCAAACCAAAGAAUUGGAAAGAGUUGCUAACUGAUGAGCCCUUCACUCGAAAUGACUUGAUAACAAUUCAGAAUCCAAAUGUGCUUGAUAGCAAGGUCUUAGGGGAAUUUGACCAUGUCAAAAAGGGCCUCAAACUUGAGGAUGAAGAGUUGCAGCGAAUGAAAGAUGAUCCAACCUACAACAUAAACAUUUCUGGUGAUCUUAAGCAAAUGAUUAAGGAACUUGGGACGGAAAAGGGAAAGGAAGCUUUUUUGCAGGGUGGUGGGGGGCAGAAAGCUCAAAAGGAAAGAGCUGCCGCUCUUGCUGCUAUUCUAGCAAGAAAGGAGAAGGAUGACUCAAAAUCAGGAAAAGAACCUAAACCUCAUCAAACUUUCAGUAUAGUAGAUGCUGCUUCUGCUUCUGUUCAUGGCAGGAGUGCAGCAGCAGCAAAAGCAGCUUCUGCUGAAAAAACCGCUGCUAGAAUUGCUAUGCAUAUGGCAGGGGAUCGAGCUCCUGUAAAUGCUAAAUUGGUCAAAAGUCGUUACACAACUGGAGCAGCUUCACGCUCUUUCACAUCAACUGCCUAUGAUCCUGUUACUAAAAAUGAAUAUGAGUAUGUUAAAGUCGAAAGGAAUCCAAAGAAGAAAGGUUAUGUUCAGCUGCAUACGACCCAUGGUGAUUUAAAUUUGGAGCUCCAUUGUGAUAUAACUCCUCGGACGUGUGAAAAUUUCCUCACGCAUUGUGAAAACGGUUACUAUAAUGGCCUUAUCUUCCAUCGGAGCAUCAAAAACUUCAUGAUUCAAGGAGGUGAUCCAACUGGCACAGGUAGCGGAGGAGAGUCCAUAUGGGGCAAACCAUUCAAGGAUGAGCUGAACUCAAAGCUGCUACAUUCAGGAAGAGGUGUAGUCAGCAUGGCGAAUUCAGGCCCUCAUACCAAUGGAUCCCAAUUUUUUAUCUUGUACAAGUCUGCACCACAUUUAAAUUUCAAGCACACAGUAUUUGGCAUGGUGGUGGGUGGUUUAACCACACUUUCAGCUAUGGAAAAGGUUCCUGUUGAUGAUGACGACCAGCCAUUGGAGGAAAUAAAGAUUCUAAAAGUCAGUGUGUUCGUAAAUCCUUACACGGAGCCAGAUGAGGAAGAAGAAAAGGCAAAGGAGGAAGAGGAGAAGAAAAAGGAUGAGGAUUAUGAUAAGGUGGGAUCUUGGUAUAGCAACCCAGGAACUGGUGUUGCUGGUUCAACAAGCACUGGCGGUGGAGUUGGCAAGUAUCUAAAAGCUCGGACUGCUGGCUCUGUUGAUGUGACUGGAAACGCCGGGGCACCUGAUGAUUCGAGCAAGAAGAGAAAAGCGACCGCAUCGAGUGUAGAGUUCAAAGAUUUCUCUGGAUGGUAGAUGUUAUGUGCGUGUAUUUCCUCUUGCUUCUGUCAGAACUAUCUGCUGGUGCAUGCUCUGGUUGUAUUUUUAACAUGUUCUUUCAUUCUGUGGUAAAAGAAACUGUCCAAAAUGCACAAGGCCUCAUUUGGGGAGUGUAAAGUUUUGAUUCAAACUUGCCUCAUAUUGAAAUGCUACAAAUCCGCUACAA
This is a messenger RNA of Panicum hallii, 2134 nucleotides long. RefSeq names its product peptidyl-prolyl cis-trans isomerase CYP65. Lineage: Eukaryota; Viridiplantae; Streptophyta; Magnoliopsida; Poales; Poaceae. The record is from RefSeq and is a predicted model, not a curated record. Gene Ontology annotation, cellular component: catalytic step 2 spliceosome. The coding region runs from base 169 to 1944 and encodes 591 amino acids. The transcript is spliced from 11 exons. Gene Ontology annotation, biological process: protein peptidyl-prolyl isomerization; protein folding; protein polyubiquitination. Gene Ontology annotation, molecular function: ubiquitin-ubiquitin ligase activity; peptidyl-prolyl cis-trans isomerase activity.